AUGACAACUUCUGUUGAUUUUGAUUAUAAUGGACCGCCAGUUACUGUUUCAAAUGGAAUGGCUGUUGAGUUGGUUGCACAAUUUGGAAUUCAAAAUGCGUGGUUCGCCUUUUUAAAACUCCGAGGAAUGAAAUUAAAAAAUGAAGAAGCAGAAAACGCUCGCGAAUCAUUCACUUAUUUUCGCAACAAAAUUGGUCAUUUACGUCGUUUGACCAAAGAAUUUAACGAAAAACAAAAAGAAAAGGGUUGUGAAGAGGCGACCAAAAAUUCUUUUGAUGCCUUAUCUUCGGCAGAUUUUGAUAAUUUCUUUGUCUCACCAGACUCGCUAGAAUUGAAAAAAGAUGCAACAAAAUAUUCGGAAGUUGAAGAUAACGAAUUUUUUGAAGGAAUGGUGACCUUUCUACUCUUCCUCUUCCCCGAUUUUUCGCUUGUAUUUAUUUUUGGGUUUUAUUUUGGUUAUCGUUACUCCAACCGAGUUUAGGACCAACGUUAAACAGAUUGCCUAAAUAUCCUAAUAGCCCUGGGCUUCUAUUUUUCAAUACCCCCAUCGGGUGG
Meloidogyne enterolobii is the source of this 554-nucleotide messenger RNA. Lineage: Eukaryota; Metazoa; Nematoda; Chromadorea; Rhabditida; Meloidogynidae. The record is from the annotation of a GenBank genome assembly.